AUGGCCCGCUCUUUGUUCCUCCUGCUCGCCGCCGCCCUGUGCAGCCACGCUGCCACCCUCACCUAUGACUUCAACGUGACCUGGGUUGCCGCCAAUCCCGAUGGGGCUUAUCGUCGCACCACCAUUGGCAUCAACGGCCAGUGGCCUCUGCCCGCCAUCGACGUUACCAAGGGCGACCGCGUCAUUGUCAAUGUCAACAACCAGCUCGAGACUGAGAGCACCAGCCUGCAUUUCCAUGGCAUCUACAUGAACGGCACAAACCACAUGGACGGCCCCACCGGCGUCACCCAGUGUGAAAUCCCGCCCGGCAGCUCCUUCACCUACAACUUUACCGUUGACCAGCCCGGGACCUACUGGUAUCACUCUCACAACCGCGGACAGUAUCCUGACGGACUGCGCGGGCCCUUCAUUGUCAGAGACCCGGACAGUCCGUUCAAGGAUGACUACGACGAGGAGGUUGUCUUAACUUUCUCGGACUGGUACCAUGAUCGCAUCCCGACCCUUAUGAAAAGCUUCAUCAGUGUCACCAAUCCUACUGGAGCAGAGCCUGUUCCCAAUUCGGCAUUGAUGAAUGAUACCCAAGACCUCACCUUCCGAAUGACUCCGGGAAAGCGGUACAUGUUCCGCCUGAUCAACAUUGGAGCUUUCGCCGCACAGUACGUCUGGUUCGAAGGGCACACAAUGAGUAUUGUUGAAGUCGAUGGCGUCUACACGGAGCCUGCAGAUGCUGAGAGACUCUACAUCACUGCCGCCCAGCGUUACAGCGUAAUCAUCACAGCCAAGAAUGAAACCAACUCCAACUAUCCCUUCGUUAGCAGCAUGGACGAGGACCUUUUUGAUACUGUUCCCUCGACCCUCAACAACAAUGUAACCGGAUGGCUCGUCUACGACGACAGGAAUGCGAACCUUCCGCCUUUGCAGAUUGGCGAUUACGACGCUUUUGAUGACUUUUUGCUCGUGCCACAAGACGGCUUGGCCUUGUAUGAUCACGUAGACCAUUCCAUUACGCUGGAUAUGAAGAUGGACAACCUUGGAGACGGCGCAAACUACGCCUUCUUCAACGAUGUGACGUACGUUGAGCCGAAGGUGCCGACUCUCUACACCGUUUUAUCCACCGGGAACAAUGCCACAGAUCCCGUCAUCUACGGUAGUAACACGAAUGCCUUCGUCUUGGACAAGGGCGAAAUCGUCGAGAUCAUUCUUAACAACAAUGACCCCGGCAAGCACCCCUUCCAUUUGCAUGGUCAUGCAUUCCAGGCAGUCGUUCGCUCUCAGGAAGAGGCCGGUUCCUACGUUGGAAAUGAAACCUUUCCUUCAAAACCCAUGCGUCGUGAUACCAUUCUCGUCCGCCCCAAUGGCAACAUGGUACUGAGGUUCAAAGCCGACAAUCCUGGCGCCUGGCUUUUCCACUGUCACAUCGAAUGGCACGUCGCUUCAGGUCUCAUCGCCACGAUGGUCUCAGCCCCACUCGACUUACAAUCCUCACUUCGCAACAACAUACCCGCUGAUCACUGGCGUGCCUGUCUCGCCGCCGGCACACCCACUGCGGGCAACGCUGCUGGAAACACCAUUGAUUACCUUGAUCUCUCUGGUGAGAACAAAAGCCCUGCACCAUUACCCUCUGGCUUCACUGCGAGAGGUAUCGUCGCGCUGGUAUUCAGCUGCAUUUCCGCCGUUCUAGGAAUGGCGGCCAUUGUCUGGUAUGGCAUGGCACCGCUGAUGUCGCCGAGUGAGAAGCGUCAUCAGCAACAGCAACAGCAGCAGCAGCAGCAGCAGCAGCAGCAGCAGCAGCCACUGGGCCGCCCAGUGCAGGUUGGUAUCAUGCCACCGGCUGUGGCCGCGAACCGCCAGAGGAGGCAGUUGAGCCGGUCGGAUCUAGAGGCAGAGAUGCGCGGGGAGAACGACAAGAUGACGAUGGUGGAGCAGCGGCGGUCCAGCCGUGGUUCGUCCAACAUGCUUCAGGACGCAACGGUGAGGGGGAGCCGUAGCUCGUCGCACAUGCUAGACGUUCCCACGAGGAAAACCAGUCCCGGGCCCGGGCAGAUGAUGCACUCGCGGACGGGUAGCCAUGGGUCAGGACAUGUGCUCGAAUCGAGGUCGGGCAGUCGGGGGUCAUCGACUGUGCUGGAGAUGUCGAGAAAGAACAGCCGCGGAAGCGAGAUGAUGCUGUCUUGA
Messenger RNA from Diplodia corticola, 2175 nucleotides. Its product is annotated as multicopper oxidase. The record is from RefSeq and is a predicted model, not a curated record. Gene Ontology annotation, biological process: cellular response to iron ion starvation; reductive iron assimilation. Gene Ontology annotation, cellular component: high-affinity iron permease complex. NCBI's taxonomy places the organism in Eukaryota, Fungi, Ascomycota, Dothideomycetes, Botryosphaeriales, Botryosphaeriaceae. The transcript is spliced from 6 exons. Gene Ontology annotation, molecular function: copper ion binding; ferroxidase activity. Bases 1 to 2175 code for a protein of 724 amino acids.